ACCAACAGUGACAGCUUUAGCGGGAUUGUGUGGUGUUUUAGAGUGUGACAAGUUAUGCGGAACUCGCAGGACUCUGCACGUUGGUGUUGUUUCUUCCUUCCCACUCAAACUUCUUAGAACAGGUUCACACUGAAAGAGCAACGUUUGUGAGAGUGGCUGGCAGUUUACGUCUGUUUUGAGAGGCGCCAGGACAAACGCUAACUGAGUAUGAACGCUUCGGACCAUGAGAGGUGACAACAAAUUAGAGUAGAAGGAUUUAACAAUGAAUUUAUGACAGCAUCGUUGUUGUUGUUGAUAUUAAGUGAUUGUGAAUGCUUCUCUGACGCUUUUAUUUUUACAUGUUCGCUUCUUGAGUGCCUUUACCUCGCGCGUGAGGUUAACUAGCUUACCAAAAAUGAAGUUUAACGGUUACCUGAAGCUUCGGAUAGGUGAGGCGGUGGACUUGAAACCCACCACUUUCUCCCUCCGCCACUCUGUCAUCUUUAACAAAGCCGCUCCAGCGCUGGACCCUUACAUUAUUGUUAAAGUGGAUGACUUCAAAAUCGGACAAACGCACACCAAACAGAAAACGAACACGCCGACGUACAACGAGGAGUUUUGUCUCAACGUGAAGGACGGUAAACAGAUAGAACUGGCAGUUUUCCACGACACCCCGAUCGGAUAUGAUGACUUUGUGGCCAACUGCAUCAUCCAGUUUGAGGAGCUCAUCAAGACCUCCAACACAGGGGAGACUUUCGACGGAUGGAUGGAUUUGGAGCCAGAGGGCAAAGUUUAUAUCCAUGUUACCCUCACUGGAUCCUUCACUGAUGACGACGCUAUCGUAAAAGAAAAAACCUACAAACAGUUCACAAGGAAGCGGCAGAGAGCAGUGAGACGGAGGAUCCACCAGGUCAACGGGCACAAGUUCAUGUCCACCUUCCUCCGUCAGCCCACCUUCUGUUUCCACUGCAAAGAGUUCAUCUGGGGUGUAUUUGGAAAGCAGGGUUACCAGUGUCAAGUUUGUACAUGUGUGGUUCACAAACGAUGCCACGAGCAUGUUGUCACAGUGUGUCCACGCAUGAAGAAGCCAACAAAAGAGCAGCCUACAAACCAAGGCUUCAGCAUCAACGUCCCUCACAAGUUCAGUAUUCACAACUACAAGUCUCCUACCUUCUGUGACCACUGCGGUUCUUUGCUGUGGGGAAUUGUUCGGCAGGGCCUGCACUGUAAAAUAUGUAAGAUGAAUGUUCACAUCCGAUGUAAAGGAAAUGUUGCACCAAGCUGUGGGGUUAAUAGUGUGGAGCUGGCCAAUAAACUUGCAGAGAUGGGUCUGCAAGCUGGAAGACUCUCUAAACGCAGCUCAGAGGUUAAAAAAGAAGUUCAGUUAAGAGUGCCUUCUGUAAGAAGGGAGAAGGUGGAGUGUCAGCCAGAGACCCCCCGGAUGGGCAUCUCAGACUUCACGUUUCUUCAAGUUCUUGGCAAGGGCAGCUUUGGCAAGGUGAUGUUGGCGAGACUGAACGAUAAAGAGCGAGUUUUUGCAGUGAAGGUGUUGAAGAAAGACAUCAUUUUGCAGGAUGAUGAUGUGGAGUGUACCAUGACGGAGAAGAGGGUUCUGUCACUGGCUUGCUGUCACCCCUACCUCACAAAGCUGUACUGCUGCUUCCAGACAUCGGACCGUCUCUUCUUUGUGAUGGAGUUUGUAAACGGGGGCGAUCUAAUGUUCCACAUCCAGAAGUCCAGGAAGUUUGAAGAACCUCGAGCACGUUUCUAUACAGCAGAGAUCACCUCCGCUCUCAUGUUCCUGCACAGCAAAGGAAUCAUCUACAGGGAUCUUAAAUUGGACAAUGUUCUUCUCGACAAAGACGGUCACUGUAAGCUGGCAGACUUUGGCAUGUGCAAAGAGGGCAUAUUUGAGGGAGUGGCCACGGGAACUUUCUGUGGCACCCCAGAUUACAUCGCCCCUGAGAUACUGCAGGAGAUGCUGUAUGGGCCCUCGGUCGAUUGGUGGGCUCUCGGGGUGCUGCUGUACGAGAUGCUGUCGGGGCACGCCCCAUUUGAGGCUGAAAAUGAAGAUGACCUCUUUGAAUCUAUCCUCAAUGAAGAGAUUAUUUACCCGUCUUGGCUCAGCACAGAGGCAGUGAAUAUACUUAAAGCUACUGUCUGACACUGACUGCAAAGUGACUCGCAGCCUGAUGGUGCUCUGACAGCCAGCUGUUUGGCCUGGGUCUCUUGCAUAACUAUAUUAAGGCAUGGUCCACUGCCUGGCCACAGCACACAAGCUAUAAAUACCACAACCCCCCCUCACUCCAUUUCUCCUCCUCUUUUCUCCCCCGAAGUUCUUCCUCUGCAGCCCCGUUGUCCUCUGAAGCACCCCCCCCUCCUCUUUUUAUCCCUGUUUUUUAUUCCAACAUGCACGAGGAAGCACUGGAACAAUCUCCCCUGGUGAUUUAUGUCAGAGCUCCCGGUGUAACAUGUUACGUAAAGAUGCAUGUCUGUGUGAGUGGAUUUAAGGGCUGCUGCACUAUUUAUACUGAGGGUUGAUCCGUUGUAAAGUUCCCCUUGUUCCCAUUCCCGAGUUUAUAGAGUUGAGCUGUCUGGUUUACUUUGUUAGGAUCUUAAGUCUUUACUCUCUCUACUUUUAUAUGUUAAGGCAGAAAUAAAUUUAAACAAAAAGAAUUUGAAGUUAUUUUGUUGUAAACAUCACUUCCUUACAUGGAAACUGGAACCUGCAUAUAUUUGAUAUUUUGCUUUAUCCAUCACCUUAUUCAUCAACCAAUACAUCAACAACUGAUGCUAAUAAUACUUUUCCAUUGAAGUGAUUAAAGAUCCAAUGAGGAACUUUUUUGUGUCCACUUGGGCCCCCUCUGUGGACAAAGAAGUCCCGCCUACCAUUUUGCUGAUUUGGUCUUUUAAACAUGUAAAUGAGUGUUUUUAAAGCUGCCAUAACUGAAUUAUAAUUUAUGACUGUUAUUAAGUUUUUUCUACUUUCAGGUCAAUGUUUUUUCUUGGGCAGGGCUUAAUGUGGGCAGCAACAUAUUUGGGGGUCCAUGCAUUAUCCUACCCCCAGUUUGACAAUGAUAUAUAAGCACUGAGUGCUUCAUCUUUGUAUAGUUGGUCGUUUAGUUUUCUGAUUAUACCUUAAUUUUAGGCUAGCCACUCGUCAAAGGCUGUGUUUUUGUCCAGUGUAGGGGGAAUUAGCCCAACCUAUUGGUCAUGGUGGCAGGCAGGUUAAUAAAAGUAAUGAAAAAGGGUUAUUUGUGACAGAAAUCAAAUUAGAUUGAAUAUCAGACUUCUGCCUCAGGGAGCAGGCUAUAUGCUGGUAUGAUUAUCUCAGUGUCACUUGAAUCCAGCCAUCGGGGCAAAGGGGCCUUUCCAAAACAAAUGCCCUUGUCACUCUACUCGAGUACGGAGUGAACUCCGACCGAGGUUACAGAUGAAGCUCCCUCAGUUAAGCUGGAGAGCUUCAAUACAGCAGGCUACGGGACAACGCCCCUCACUGACAUUAAAACCGUGUGUAUAGAAUGAUUUGAUAUCACUAAAAUAUGGUGUCCACAUGAGUUGCGUUAGGCGGCGUCACUAAAAUCACCCCAUAAUAUGAGAGAAAAACUACAUAUUUGGUGGCAGUCUGAUGUUUACAAGGUGAUUAAUUUAUUCAGUCCCUGUGAGCAUCAACACUUAACAGAAAUAAAUACAUAAAGAUUUCAAGAUUUGAAGGUUAGACCAUGAAAGUAAUCUUUUUAAAAAUAUUUUAAAUCUGUAUCAUACUGUUAGUUUUAACUUAUUUUGAUACGUUGAAGUUUGUGCAGGUAAUAAUGCAGAACUAUAACCUACAGUGUGUCUCCCAUGACAAACAGUAAAAGGUGUUACAUCUGUUCAGUAAGUUUGUAAGUGGAGGGUUUAACUAACUAACUAACUCUGAGGUUUUAGAAAGGCCCAAGAUCUCUACUUGCCCAAGGUGUGUUUUAAGCAAUGACUCACUUGUCUCAAGUCCAUCAUGAUUAACAUGAGCAGGCUGUGGCUGUCUCCCUCCAGUCAAUCCCUGCGCUCUGCCAAGCACUACUAUGCUAAAGGUCAGUGUAUCCAGAGAUAAAUAAUGAACCGCCAGAUUUUUCACAUUAAAAGUACCCCCUUCUCAUGUUGAUAAAAGUCCUUUAUUUUGAAGGAAAUGGGGCAUAUCUGGCAACCAUUUAACAACUCAGACAUCUCAUAUAUAAUUGCAGAAGAAAACACAACUUCAUAUCACACAUAACACUCAGGAGUUUUAUGGAGAUUUUUUACAGAAUGAACGAUUUUAUUGGCAUAAGAUCAGUAUCAGCAGCAUUUAUCAUGUAUCAGCCUGAAAUACCUGUAAAGAUAUAAAAGUGUAUCAUCAGGUAUAGGUGGUUACCCAGGGUGAUACACACUCAAGGAGACCCAUUGUAAGCCCUGACCAUUUUCCCUAAACAUAAAACAGCCACUAGACUUCUUCAUUAGUCUACUUCCCUGCUCUUUCAAAAAUUCAAUAUCAUGCAUCAUCCUGUCCAUCAUUUUGAAACUCAGUUGGAGAUAUUGCUUUUGACUUAAAUUUGGUCUGGUGAUUAAAACACAAUUUGAUAAAGGCUACAGCUGUAUCACUCAUUGAGAAUCUUUGCUGUAUAAAAUGUGAAGAAGGCUGCUGACCUGCCCCACAGCAGGGGUUUCAGGCCUCAAUAUUGAAAACUAAGAGAUAGUUUGUCGCUAAAGGUUUUUUUCAUCUAUGAACGUUACAUCAGUGUUAAUCUCUCACGUUUUCAUAACCAGUUAAAAACUCCUCACAGGGGCUCUAAAUUGUUCAAGUCCUUGUCUUCCUCUCUGAUGCGGUAAAUCCUCUCCUGUGUCAGAACAGCUUCUUCAUCCAGACAUGCUGACUCAGCAGUUCUGGUGCGGAGGCUGGCACCGCUGACGUGUAACCAUGGAAAGAUGGCGUCUACCACAGUGGAAUAUUUUUUCCUAAGUUUUGUCAUCUGUUAACCUGAACUGACUGACCCCUGCGUGGCUUUCUGACUCAGUCAUUUACAUUUUUAAGGCUGUAAAGCCAUAAUAUGUAUUUUACUUCUGUUAUUAUUUUUCACAUCGGUUUUGGGUUGGUAACAUUCAUGGUAAGUUGCGCUUCUGUGUGGAUUUACCUUAAUUUCACCGGUUCAAUUGUGUGGCUGGAGGGAGACAGAAUUUUUCACUUUUUGAAUGCCGCUGUUAGGUUUUUUUUUUGUUUUUGUAAAGUUAUUUUUCAAAUAACAACCAAAACUUGCCUGGACUUUAUAAUUUAUCUUAUAUGAACGAGUCUCAAUUGCAUGACUGCUUAUUGUUUCUAAAAUAAGUUUUAUUUAUUUAACAACAGAACAACAAUAUAAGAUCUUAUUUUUCUGCAUUGAUGACUCUGUAGCAAUCAUGAUAACUUUAUUUAUAAAUCACAUUACAAUCUCAGUGCUCUAUAGAAAUAGGGAUAUUAAAUACUGUUAUGAGUCGAAUGCAGAAAUCAGUCAAAUAAAGCAUUUGCCCAGUGUUCAUCAGAAAAAAUGUUUCCUUCUAACUUUGCUGAAGUGUUAUUGUUAUGCUGCUGGUGGUCCAUGGUUUUCUGAGAUGAAAUACAGUAGGAAAAGAUAUCUGUCAUUUUCAAAGUUUUGGGGCUCUUGGGGUUAAUCUGGAAACUAUAAAAGUGUGGAUGGAAGGUUGUUGUUUUGUUCCAGUGUCACCGUCAGCCCUCAGGUGUGCACAAAACUCACCAGAUAAGAGACAGACAGCCAUUUGUUUUUGUUUUUUUUUUAGUUUGUUCCUAGAGGGUGUGUAAGAACAAACAAACAAACUCAAUUUCAAGUUUGUUUUGUUUCAGCCUCACCCUCUGACUUCUCUCACCUACUGUGCUGUAGAAACAGUCGGAGCUCUGUAGGUAAUUCAAUGCUCUAUUGUUUUAUUGUGUUCAACACCAGGAAGUUGAAACACCUCAGUUGCUCUACUGAACCCUGUUGAACUUUGUGGGAGGCGCUAGUCACGAUUCAGGGCGUGUGUUUUUUGUGAAUAGGAAGGCGGAGACUGACUGGAUGUCAUGCUGGCUCGAGUCCAGUUUGGCAAGACUCCUGAAAACAAGCUGGUCUGAUCUAGUUUACUAUCCUGCGUCACACUGUAGAGAUAAUAAACAUUCUGCUGAAAUACUCUGAUGUCAAUUAUUUUAAAUGCAAGUUAUGUACUCUUAUGCCUUAACUUACAUGUGCUUAUCCUCAUAACUGACAGAUUUUGUGUCCUUAUUGAAUAUUAAAUGUAGGUCCAUUUAUUCAUC
This is a messenger RNA of Cheilinus undulatus (humphead wrasse), 6271 nucleotides long. It is a transcript of the gene prkcha, whose product is annotated as protein kinase C, eta, a. The record is from RefSeq and is a predicted model, not a curated record. Lineage: Eukaryota; Metazoa; Chordata; Actinopteri; Labriformes; Labridae. The transcript is spliced from 13 exons. Gene Ontology annotation, molecular function: ATP binding; diacylglycerol-dependent serine/threonine kinase activity. Gene Ontology annotation, biological process: peptidyl-serine phosphorylation; intracellular signal transduction. Bases 395 to 2143 code for a protein of 582 amino acids.